Molecule: messenger RNA, 3395 nt
Organism: Entelurus aequoreus (snake pipefish)
Lineage: Eukaryota; Metazoa; Chordata; Actinopteri; Syngnathiformes; Syngnathidae
Product: gastrula zinc finger protein XlCGF57.1-like
Exons: 2
Coding region: 54-1367 (437 amino acids)
Biological process (GO): regulation of immune system process; negative regulation of transcription by RNA polymerase II; regulation of cytokine production
Source: RefSeq, a predicted model, not a curated record
UCCAGCAGCCCCCUCACAUUAAGGAGGAAGAGGAGGAUCCACAGCCCACCCACAUGAAAGAGGAAGAUCCACACAUGAAAGAGGAAGAGGAGGAUCCACAGCCACCCCACAUGAAAGAGGAAGAGGAGGAUCCACAGCCACCCCACAUGAAAGAGGAAGAGGAGGAUCCCCACAUGAAAGAGAAAGAGGAGGGAGAGUGUGUUGUAGGGCAGGAGGAGGAUGAUGUCAGCAAGUUUCCACUGACUGUUGUCUCUGUGAAGACUGAAGAGCAUGAAGACAAAGCACGUGAGUCCUCACAGCUUCAUCACAGUCCAAACGUCCAGCGGGUGUCAGCGGGGAGUCAUGAAGAGGAGUGGCACACCAGUGUGGGACAGAAGGAGCUACAGGCCCCCUCCCACAUUAAAGAGGAGCAGCUUCAUGAUGAAGAUGAAGCUCAGUCCUUACAGCUUCAUCACAGUCAAAGUGAGGAGAACAGAGGGGCGGAGCUUGUAAGUCAACACAUCACAGAAGCUGAUGGAGAGCAUUGUGAAGAUAUAAAGUCAGAACCAGACAGCAUCUUUGCUCCACUGUCAGACAUGGACCACAUGAUGUCACACUCUUCUGAUCACAGUGACCACAUCCAAAAACCUUUGGAGAGUCAAAAUGACUCUAAAGGUGAUACGAGACAUCACACUAACAACAAACACUUUGACUGCUCUCAAUGUGGGAAAUCAUUUAGACACAAGAGUCGUUGUACAGUACACAUGAGAAUACAUACUGGAGAGAAACCUUUUUUUUGCUCUGUUUGUAAGAAGAGUUUCUCCAGAAAGCAACACAUGACCACACACAUGAGAACACACACUGGAGAGAAACCUUUUCCUUGCUCAGCUUGUGCUAAAAGGUUCAACACUAAGAAUGAGAUGACAAUACACAUGAGAACACACACAGGUGAGAAACCUUUUCCUUGCUCAGCUUGUGCUAAAAGAUUCAACUCUAAGAAUGAGAUGACAAUACACAUGAGAACACACACAGGUGAGAAACCUUUUAUUUGCUCUGUUUGUAAGAAGAGUUUCUUCAGAAAGGGAUGCAUGACCAGACACAUGAGAACACACACAGGUGAGAAACCUUUUACUUGCUCUGUUUGUAAGAAGAGUUUCUCCUGUAAGGACCGCAUGACCACACACAUGAGAACACACACUGGAAAUAAACCUUUUACUUGCUCUGUUUGUAAGAAGAGUUUCUCCAGAAAGGAAAAAAUGACCGAACACAUGAGAACACACACUGGAGAGAAACCGUUUAGUUGCACUGUGUGUGUUAAAAGGUUCAGGUUUAAGUAUCAGGCCAGUAGACACAAGUGUGUAACAGUCAUGGAAGCUGCAGGGAUUUAAUAACACUUAAACAGUGAUUGUGCUGAAUGUAGUUUAAAGGCCUACUGAAAGCCACUACUAGCAACCACGCAGUCUGAUAGUUUAUAUAUCAAUGAUGACAUCUUAACAUUGCAACACAUGCCAAUACGGCCGGGUUAACUUAUAAAGUGACAUUUUAAAUUUCCCGCCACACUUCCGGUUAAAAACGUUUUAUUAUGCUGACAUAUGCGUGUGAUGUCACGAGGGCAAGGGAAGUAUUCGGAGCCCGUAGAAAAAGCUCUGUUUUCAUUUCAUAAUUCCACAGUAUUCUGGACAUCUGUGUUGGUGAAUCUUUUGCAAUUUGUUUAAUGAACAAUGGAGGCUACAAAGAAGAACGUUGUAGGUGGGAUCGAUUGGUGUAUUAGCGGCUGGCUGUAGCAACACAACAAGGACUACUUACUUAGCAGACGCCUAGCCGAUGCUAGCCGCCAAACCCACAGAUGAAGUCCUUCGUCGCGCCGUCGAUCGCUGGAACGCAGGUGAGCACGGCUGUUGAUGAGCAGAUGAGGGCUGGCUGGCGUAGGUGGAGCGCUAAUGUUUUUAUCAUAGCUCUGUGAGGUCCGGUUGCUAAAUUAGCCUUAGCGUCGUUAGCAACAGCAUUGUUAAGCUUUACCAGGCUGAGAAUUAUUAACCGUGUAUUUACAUGUCCAUGGUUUAAUAGUAUUGUUGAUCUUCUGUCUAUCCUUCCAGUCAGGGAUUUAUUUAUUUUGUUUCUAUCUGCAUUUGAGACAGAUGCUAUCACGUUAGCUCAUGCUAAAGAGCUUCGUCGAUGAUGGGUGAAGUUCUUCGUCGCGCCGUCGAUCGCUGGAACGCAGGUGAGCACGGCUGUUGAUGAGCAGAUGAGGGCUGGCUGGCGUAGGUGGAGCGCUAAUGUUUUUAGCAGAGCUCUGUGAGGUCCGGUUGCUAAAUUAGCCUUAGCGUCAUUAGCAACAGCAUUGUUAAGCUUUACCAGGCUGAGAAUUUUUAACCGUGUAGUUACAUGUCCAUGGUUUAAUAGUAUUGUUGAUAUUCUGUCUAUCCUUCCAGUCAGGGGUUUAUUUCUUUUGUUUCUAUCUGCAUUUGAGAACGAUGCUAUCACGUUAGCUCAGUAGCUAAGUGUGUCACCGAUGUAUUGUCGUGGAGAUAAAAGUCACUGUGAAUGUCCAUUUUGCGUUCUCGACUCUCAUUUUCAAGAGGAUAUAGUAUCCCAGGUGGUUUGAAAUACAAAUCCGUGAUCCACAAUAGAAAAAGGAGAGAGUGUGGAAUCCAAUGAGCCAGCUUGUACCUAAGUUAUGAUCAGAGCGAAAAAAGAUAUGUCUUUCACUGCAUUCUAGUCCGUCACUCUAACGUUCCUCGUCCACGAAUCUUUCAUCCUUGCUCAAAUUAAUGGGGUAAUCGUCGCUUUGUCGCUCCGAAUCUCUUUCGCUCCAUUGUAAACAAAGGGGAAUUGUGAGGAAUACUAGCUCCUGUGACGUCACGCUACUUCCGGUACAGGCAAGGCUUUUUUUUUAUCAGCGAGCAAAAGUUGCGAACUUUAUCGUCGAUUUUCUCUACUAAAUCCUUUCAGCAAAAAUAUGGCAAUAUCGCGAAAUGAUCAAGUAUGACACAUAGAAUGGAUCUGCUAUUCCCGUUUAAAUAAUAAAACAAUAAUUUUAGUAGGCCUUUAAAAGCACAGCAUGUUUAAUAAGAAUGUAUAUUUGAUGUUGUAUGUAGUGCUUCUCAUCUUCUAGUCUUAUAUGUUGUCCUGUACUUACUGUUUAAGUUGUGUGCAUGUAUGGAACAUUAUAUAUGUAGCUACUAUUUCAGUCUAUUUUCUCAUCUUUAAAGAGAGGACAUCUUAUUAUUUUCAUUAGUUUUUUUCUACACAUUUUUCCAUUGCAUUUUAUUGAUGUUAUUAUCCAACUAAAAGUAUGAAUGAAUAAAAUGGUUACCAAAAUGUGGACUCUGGUAGAUUAGCAGCAUUGUUACAUCAUGGAUGUUAACUACUGCAAAACAUCAACAAAGAAGAAAAAUGCUGAAGUUAGCAACACA